AUGCUCUCACGUGUUGCUGCAGUGAAGGCACCCCGCACACACAACCGUUGCCGCAUGACCGGAUCCAGCGGAAGGAGGAGGGAAGGAAGAGAGAGUGAGCGGCAGAGGCCCAACAUGUCGCGGCGUGUGUUUACUUCCGCGGUGCCGCUCCUCCUCGUCGUGAUGAUUUGCUGCAGUACUUGUGGAGCUGCGCAAGCUGAUGAGCCGUCAUCUGAUCCAAAGUUUCAAUGGAAGGGCAUCAGUGAGGGUAAAGGUGAUGUAACUGUGGAGUCGUUUGGAAUUCCCGGCCUUUUGAAAGUGGGGAGUGAUGUAUUUGCCGUUGCUGAGGCGCAAUGCAAGAAGGAUGGAGAAGAUACCUUUACUGGUAUUGCAUCCCAACUUCUCACGAUAAAAGACGAUAACACACCGGAGGAAGCGCUUAAGAAAGCCAGAGUGAUACAAGUUCUGGAGGAAGGCGCUUCCCCAAGCAAGAAAGUAGAUGUGAGCCGACCGACAGCAAUUGUGGAUGGAAGUAAUAUUUACAUGCUUGUUGGGAAAUACAGCCGUAAGGGUGGUCAGGAGAGUGGUGCAGCUCAAUCGGGACUUUUGCUGGCGAAAAGGGAAGUAAAUAAUGAAGGAGAUGACAGCGAAAAAAAAAUCCAAUGGAAUGUGAACCAGCUACCGGUCGGCACUUUAUCUGAGGGCGAACAACCUUCAUCCUUGACACGGCUGAUCGGAAGCGGUGGAUCGGGUGUCAAGUUGAAGGACGGUACGCUUGUUUUUCCAGUGGAAGGCACGAAGAAGGAUGACACAGGAAAGGAUAAAAAGACCGUUUCGCUGCUCAUAUACACCUCCGAUAACGCUGCGAGUUGGACGCUGUCGAAGGGGAUGUCUGACGGUGGCUGCAGUGAUCCCUCCGUGGUGGAGCGGGAGAAGGACAAGCUCAUGAUGAUGACAGCAUGUGAUGAUGGCCGCCGCAGGGUGUACGAGUCCGGCGACAAGGGGGAGUCGUGGACGGAGGCACUCGGGACACUCUCGCACGUGUGGAGCAACAAACGGGGCGGAGAAGGGAAGGCCGUUGGGAGCGGGUUCACCACAGCGACUUUUGGCACUGGAGAUGAUGGGAAAAAUGUGAUGCUCGUCACUCUGCCGGUGUAUGCCAAAGAAACACAAAAUGAAAAAGAAAAGGGCGAACUCCAUCUUUGGCUGACGGACAAUACGCACAUUGUUGAUAUUGGGCCGGUAUCUAGGGAGGAUGACGAAGAUGCUGCCGCCAGCGCCCUGUUGUACAAAAGUGCUGGAAGUGGAACUGAUAGUAAUAAUAAGGAGGAGUUGAUUGCACUGUACGAAAAGAAGGACGGUGGGGCGAAACCAUCAAACAGUCUUUGGUCUGUGCGUCUGACUACGCAGCUGGAGCGGGUGAAGGAGGUUCUGAAGACCUGGAAGGAAGUGGACAAACAUGUCUCCCAGCUGUGCCCUUCUGAGAGCGCUGUGCAGGCUACCUCACCUGACAGUGCCUGCAAAAACACUAAGAUCACGGAUGGGCUGGUUGGCUUUUUGUCCGGCAACUUCUCUGAUGACACAUGGAGGGACGAGUACCUCGGAGUGAACGCCACAGUAAAGAAGGGAGCGGAAGAAGAAGUGCCAGCAGCGGUAGCAGAGAAAGCAGAGUCUUCUGAUGGAGUGACGUUCCGGGGAGCGUGGGCGGAGUGGCCCGUUGGCGAGCAGGGGGAGAAUCAGCUGUACCACUUUGCGAACUACAACUUCAGUCUUGUGGCGACGGUGUCCAUCGACGGUGAGCCGACGAAGGAGGGUCCUAUUUCUUUGAUGGGUGUGAAGAUGAGUGAUGACGAUAAGAAUCCAGUACUUCUUGGACUGUCGUACAGCAACGACGAAAAAAAGUGGCGGAUGCUGUGCGGUGGGAAACCGACGGAGAUGCAAAACCGCAUUGAGGGGCAAGAGAAAACACACCAAGUGGCCAUUGUGCUGCAGAACGGCACCCAGGGCUCCGCGUACGUUGAUGGUCAGCGUGUGGGUGAGCCAUGUAAAUUGGAAACUACGAAUUCUAAAGGGAUUUCCCACUUCUACAUUGGAGGGGAUGGAGGCAGCGCAGGGAGCCGAGAAGACGUGUCUGUGACUGUGACGAACGUUCUGCUGUACAACCGCCCGUUGGAUGACAAUGAGAUUACUGCUCUUAAUGCAAUUAAAGCCCCGAUUACGCCUCCGAAGGAAACAAGUGCGCAGGAAAUUGUGUUGCCUUCUCCUGAUGGAACACCGCAGGCGGGACAGGAACAUUUGAAUGGAGGUGAAGUUGCUGACGGUGGAAGUGCAUCCCAAGCAGCUUCCAUUGCUUCGACUUCCAUACCUGUGGGGCAGACCGUACAGCAGUUGGCUUCUGAAACAUCUUCCGAUGGAAAUGCAGAUGUGGAUGGCGCUUUCUCGUCUAGCGGUAACCCAACGGUGGGGGAGGGGAGUGUAGAUACGAUACAGGGGGAUGGACCACACACACCUUCCGUGGGUGAUACCGCCGCCGCCGCAGAUACAAACGUUCUUACCGCUGAAACCGUGGGGCACGAUGGACCCGCAUUGACAACUGAUGUGAGCGUGAGCUCUGGUGCGGAUGGGGAGACGGCAGGAGGAACGGAUGGGCAGGAGGAGGAGCAGAUCCAUCCACAGGACAGGGACGUAAAUGCUACGGCCCUCAGCAGCAGUUUGGGAAAUUUGUCGCAGGGGAAUAACAGCGAUGCCGGCACUGUGCGUGAGAGGAGGGUGCUGCCGCUGCUUCUUCUGCUGUUGGGACUGUGGGGGUUUGCGUCUCAGUGA
Trypanosoma cruzi is the source of this 2802-nucleotide messenger RNA. RefSeq names its product trans-sialidase, putative. Gene Ontology annotation, molecular function: exo-alpha-sialidase activity. Lineage: Eukaryota; Euglenozoa; Kinetoplastea; Trypanosomatida; Trypanosomatidae. The record is from RefSeq and is a predicted model, not a curated record. The coding region runs from base 1 to 2802 and encodes 933 amino acids. The transcript has a single exon.